This is a messenger RNA of Spirodela intermedia, 2752 nucleotides long. The record is from the annotation of a GenBank genome assembly. Lineage: Eukaryota; Viridiplantae; Streptophyta; Magnoliopsida; Alismatales; Araceae.
AUGAGCGAUCUCCGGGGCGGGAAGGCGGCGGCCAGGAACCUCCGGGUUGCGGCACCGGGAUGCAUGGGGAGGAUCAUCCACAUUCUUGACCUGAACGCUGGCACGGCCAGGACGAAGGUGCUUACAGACAGAUCAAAUAGAGAUGGUAACUCAGCUACUCUUUUUUUAUCCUCCCUUGUUUUGAUUUUGAUGAUCUGUGGAUGAUCCCCAUGAAGAAGGCGAACUCGUUUUUGAUCGAUAUGAAUAAGGAGAUGAAUGCAGCUCCUGGUUCUUGCAUCUCAACUGAUAUGAUCUCAAUCUCGAGCAGGUUCUCCCUUUUAUGGUAACCGACCGGAUUCGCCGAGGGAGUCGGACGCCAUCGCAUCUCAGACAGAAGACGAACCAGUGAGUACUCCAUCUUCCUCAUUAUGGAGAAUCAUAGGCUGAGGGAGCCCUAAUUUGGAUCGCCUCUCUAGGCGGUGAUCAGGGGGACGAGGGGUUCGUCAAUAAGAAGCGCCGGUAGAACGCCGAUGAAGAUGCUCAUAGCUCAGGAGAUGAUCAGCCAAACGGAGGCUGCCCAGAAGGUGCCUGGUGUUGUCGCGAAGCUGAUGGGUCUCAACGAUCUGCCAUCACCGGCGAACACCGGGGGCGGCGCCGCCAUUCGGGGGCGUCCAUCUCCAAGUUCUUUGGAUGGAGAGGGAGAUUACUGCAAGGAUGUCUGCGAGAUCUCGUCGCCGCCGCCGGAGGAGGAGGAGAAGGAUGGAGAGGGGAAUGCCCGCGAGACCGGAACGGCUCUGGUUCGCCGGAAGUUCGUGGAAGCAAAGCGGCUGGCCGAGGAGCGGCAGCUUCUCCAGUCAAGAGAGUUUCUCGAGGUUCUCGACUCCAACAGAGAUCUGCUUCUCAGGUUCAUCGACGACCCGGGCCCUCCUUCCUCUUCCUCCUCGCCGGCGACCAAGCGGAUCACAGUGUUGAAGCCGUCGAGAGUUGUCGAGAAUGGGACUUGUGUGGAAAUGCUCGAGGAAGAAGAAGAAGAAGAAGCAGAAGGCCCUGUUCAUCCGACGAGGAUAGUAGUUCUGAAACCCGGUCUGAGGAAGAAGACCCUGGAUCUGAAAGCUGCGAUGGAACCUCCGAAGUCGUUCGCGGGCCUGCGAGGAAGAGCAGACGUUGUGGUGGCACCGGCGGCCGUCGCCGGCGGCGGGGCGAGGGAGCUGGCAAUGGAGAUCACCCAGAUAAUGCGGGAGAGCCUCAGCGACAACUGGAGGGACGAAACCCUGUUGUCCUCCGUCUUCUCCUGCGGAUACGCAGGCGACACGAGCUCCUUCAACAGGUCGGAAGAUGGAUUCAUGGAAGACGAUGAUGGUGUUGGCGAUUUCAGCGACUUAGAGAUCAUCGUCAAACCAGAUUAUUCUCAGGACUAUGGGAGCCCCCUCGUGAACCCUCACUCACCUUUCUUCCUCGGCCAUCCAUCUUGCUCGCCGGAGUCGUCGGUGAUCAGAGAGGCCAAGAAGCGGCUUUUAGAGAGAUGGACGAUGGUGACGUCGAGAGGGGCCCGCCGGGAAGAACGAGGACGAGGAGCCCACGGGAGCUCGAGCACCUUGGGCGAGGUGCUCUCCCUGCCGGAGACCAGCGGAGGUGAAGGUGGCGGAGAGCAAGAACUCCGGCCGCCGCCGCCGGCCUGCUCAUCUCCUCGUAGGGAUGAACGAUCAGUAUCAAUGGGGUCGCCCAGAUCAAGGAGCGGGAAGUUCACCCUCAGGGAUAAGGUCUCGAGCUUGCUCUUCUCGAGGAGUAAGAGACUGAGCAGAGAGGGACCCUGCUCGCCCAGGACGCAGCAGAAUCCCCGAGGACCGGCGGCGACUACGUCUUCUUCCGCUCCGGCGAUUGCCUUUUCCGGCAAGGUUCGCCGGCUCUCUUCUCAUCUCUCUCUCUCCCCCCUCUUCUGCUCUGAUCCCGCCGCCUAUCAACAGGCGCCGCCGCCACCGGAGAACGCCGGCGAGGAUCAGGACCAGCCCAGCCCCGUCUCCGUCUUGGAAGCGCGUUUGGACGACGACGUCAAUAGCAGCUCCUGUUCACGGUUCUCGGACAGCUGUCGUAAGUCCGAGGAGAACCUGAUCAAACAAACGCCAAGGAAGAACCAACCCAACCCUUCCUCAUCUCCUGAUUCCAUGCCGCUCUCUCUCUCUGUUGUGCAGAGUUGGUCUCCAGGUCUCCGCCGAUAGGCUCUGUCGCCCGCUCCUUGCCGUGGAACGGCGCCUGCUCCAGCGGGAGGAGCUCGCCGAGGCUCGCCGGAGUUCUCCCCAGGGGCAGGAGAGACGGCGACGGCGAUGUCGAAGAACAGCACUCCCUCGUGAAGUCUCUGCUAUCCUCGGCCGGCUUCGAGGAGACCACCUCCUGGAGCGAAGCCCUCGCAAGGUGGCACUCCCCAGAGAGCCCGCUGGACCCGCUGCUGCUGCGCAGGUUGUCGGAGAUCGGAGGCGGCGGCGGAGAGAAGUGGCAGAGGAGCACGGCGAGCAUCCGCCUCCUGUUCGACUCCGUCAACGCGGCCCUGCUGGAGAUCGCCGGAGGGAUCACGUCGCCGGCGAAGGCCGCCGUCUCCCUGAACGAGCGAGUGUGGUGGCGCGUGAAGCAGUGGCUGCAGGGAGCGGAGGAAGCGGCGGCGGCGGAGUGGGUCUCCAGGAAGGAGGCGGUGGAGGAGAUGGGGAGGGAGAUAGAAGGGAAGGUGUUAGCGGAGCUGGUGGUGGAGGCUCUGGGGGACGUCGUUGAGCGGUGGAGAUAA